AUGUCUAACAUGUGGACUUUCACUUUUGUUUUGGUUGCAAUAAUCGCGGAGGUAUACUCCCGAUAUUUCCCAAGCUUUGAUACAACCCACCGUCUUCAAGUAGAAAAAGGGCAAUAUGUGGAAGUAGAAUUGGAGCUAAAGAUGGACUAUAAUUCACCUGAAGUACCUUGUGCUGAUGAGGAAUAUCUUGAGAUCCGUGAUGGGUAUAAUCAGUCUGGAAAUCUUUUGGGUGUAUUUUGUGGAAGAUACGUUCCUCGCUUUAAAAUACGUUCCAGUGGACAGAACAUGUGGUUAAGAUUUUCACCUACCCGUAGACACCAGCUAUUGCACAGAUAUUAUGAGGGAAAAGCACUAAGUGCAAGAGUUCCCACCAACCUGAGAAACGUCGCAAAGACACAGUUUGUUCUGCUCGACCAUUCGUCAUCUUUGUGGUGCCCGGCGGAAGGUGGACCAGCUCCUCGCAUUGUUUGGAGAAAGAAUGGCGCUGUUUUGCAAAACAGCACUAGUGUGCGACUUCAAAUCAACGUCACUGAAGAAGAGAGAAAUACAACUUACAGCUGCGAAGUGGACGACCAUGGCCGGUUGAAGAGGAAAAACAUCAGUCUUGUUGUCGAGAAGUGCCCUCAACAGUGCCAAUGCAAAGUCCUUAAAGGUAACAUGAGGAGCUUAGUAUCGGUCGACUGUGGAACGAAACAGCUUAUGUCAAUUCCAGAGAAAAUUCCUCAAACUACAGGCAAACUGGACCUGUCCAAAAACAAGUUGCAGAAGUUGCCAGCAGGGGCUUUUAGUAACAAUACAAGGCUGGAACAUCUUGACUUGUCCUAUAAUGAACUGGAACAGCUGCCCCCAAAAGCUUUCUAUGAAAUGUAUCAACUUGAAGAACUUUUCCUGAACAACAACAACAUAAAGAACUUGUCUUCUGAUCAACUACCUAAAGAUUAUUCUACGAAAUAUAGAUUUAAAAACCUAACCCUAGACUUCAACAAACUGGAGACACUUCCUCCUGAUAUAUUCAAACGCUUCAAGCUAAAUGAUCUGUGGCUUGGAAGCAACAACUUAAAAAACUUAUCCGAAGAUCUAUUCACUGGGCAAGAUGAGUUAAAAUAUUUACGGUUGAGUGGCAAUCGGCUGGAAAAGCUGCCUCCAAAAAUUCUUCAAGGAUUGUCCGCCUUGGAGGAACUUUCUGAAGUGGAAAUUCCGAGCUGUUUUAACAGUGAUUUCACGAGCGAUCCACAUUCACAACAUAUAGACGCCAUUUUGAUUUGGUGA
Pocillopora verrucosa is the source of this 1269-nucleotide messenger RNA. Lineage: Eukaryota; Metazoa; Cnidaria; Anthozoa; Scleractinia; Pocilloporidae. The record is from RefSeq and is a predicted model, not a curated record.